AUGCGCCACCCGACGCUGGGCGGGGACGUAUCGCGAGGCCGUGAGAGGAGGCACAACACCAUGCGGGCGUGGAUGGCAGGGGGGUGCAAGGCUGCCCGUCGCAGAGAGGCCUUGCAGGUCCUCUGCGGGGGCGCGGCGCAGACCCAGGAGAGGGAGAAGGGGCUGGAAAAGAUUGGCAGGGAACGCGCAGAAGAGAGUGGGCGGAGAGGCCCGCUGCAGGGAAGCGGUGACGAAGCCCAGGGAGAGCGCCGCGUGGAUGACGACGCGGAGAUGCCGCCCAGCGGACUGCCCGCCAGGCGGCAGCAGGAGCGGCUCCGCUGUCGCCGCGGCUGGCAUGUGCCCAGCGGCCUCGGUGGACGGCGCGCGGCCGACCUCGGCGGCGACAUAUCCCUGCUCCAGAUCGACAACGACCUCGCGGAUCACGUGGAGGGCCUCUGGGAGGGCGAGCUGCUGGGUAUCUCCGAGGUGUGGGUGACGACCGAGCUGGAGAAGGAGGCGCUGCGCCGGGUCAGCCUGGCCGCGGCCACCGCCUUCAACGCGACCAUGGCCAGAGCGUCCCCGCCGCCCGUCGCGGCGCCCCGGUGGCUCCUGGGGGCCAGUGUGGCUCGAUAA
Molecule: messenger RNA, 612 nt
Organism: Prorocentrum cordatum
Lineage: Eukaryota; Dinophyceae; Prorocentrales; Prorocentraceae
Source: the annotation of a GenBank genome assembly